GCGUAUCUCCCAUCAUCCUGAGCGCUGCUUUCCCGCCAGGACGACGCCGAAUCGGUUUUCCUUCCCUUCUUCGUAGCCUCCGCCCUCGAUUUGAGUCGCCGCUGCCAGUUUUUACGUCCAUCACCCCAUCAUGCAGCGUGAGCCUGCGAAAAAGAAGCCAGAGAAGUGGGCCGAAAAGCGGCUGUUUGAUGCCUCGUCCUUCGGGAAGGACCUGCUGGCAGGCGGGGUCGCGGCGGCUGUGUCCAAGACGGCGGUGGCGCCCAUCGAGCGGGUGAAGCUGCUGCUGCAGGUGCAGGCCUCUUCCAAGCAGAUCAGCCCCGAGGCGCAGUACAAAGGCAUGGUGGACUGCCUGGUGCGGAUUCCCCGAGAGCAGGGGCAGAAUACCAUAAAAAAGCACUCUGUUCCUAGAUGCGUGGUUACAACUCUUCCUGACCUGUUGAGUGGAGAAUAUGGGUUUAAAAACCGCUUUUUAAUUAAUAUAUUUCAGUUCUGGAGGUGGUUUUUGGCAAACCUGGCUUCUGGUGGAGCUGCUGGAGCAACAUCCUUAUGUGUAGUAUAUCCUCUAGAUUUUGCCCGAACCCGCUUAGGUGUCGAUAUUGGAAAAGGUAUGGGAUUUUUAGAAAUACUAAUUUUUUCUCUUUGUGGCUUACUGCCAAGACCAAGGGAAACCCCAUUUCUUGUCUCCUUUUUCAUUGCUCAAGUUGUGACUACAUGCUCUGGAAUACUUUCUUAUCCCUUUGACACAGUUAGAAGACGUAUGAUGAUGCAGAGUGGUGAGGCUGAACGGCAAUAUAAAGGAACCUUAGACUGCUUUGUGAAGAUAUACCAACAUGAGGGAACCAGUGCAUUUUUUCGUGGUGCCUUCUCCAAUAUCCUUCGUGGUACAGGGGGUGCUUUGGUGUUGGUAUUAUAUGAUAAAAUUAAAGAAUUACUUAAUAUUAAUAUUGGAGGUGGUUCAUCAGGAGAUUAAAUUGAGAAAUGCAUGUAUUUAACUUAAACAUACAAAUUAUAUAGCUGUCCUUUAUAUACAUUUUGAUAGUGUUAUAACUGUCAAUAUUUUGUUACAGUGCUAAUUCUACAAUAAAAGCAUAGGCUUUUUUCAAGAAUUUAAAUACUAAAAAUCAGAUAAAUGUGAGUUUUUUUCCCACUUAGACUCAAA
Molecule: messenger RNA, 1159 nt
Organism: Propithecus coquereli (Coquerel's sifaka)
Lineage: Eukaryota; Metazoa; Chordata; Mammalia; Primates; Indriidae
Gene: SLC25A31
Product: solute carrier family 25 (mitochondrial carrier; adenine nucleotide translocator), member 31
Exons: 5
Coding region: 131-970 (279 amino acids)
Biological process (GO): mitochondrial ATP transmembrane transport; mitochondrial ADP transmembrane transport
Cellular component (GO): mitochondrial inner membrane
Molecular function (GO): ATP:ADP antiporter activity
Source: RefSeq, a predicted model, not a curated record